AUGGGCAACCAGGGGAGAGCAGGCAUCACACUAGGCACAACACGCUGCACAGCCUUGCGGGGCCCUCACGCAACAGCGGGCAGGGGGUGCGCUGGGGCCAAGGGAUCCGGGAAAGAAACGAGCCGGGCGGGAAGCCACCCAGAACACAAGUCACGAAAAGAGCACAGGUUCGCGGGCGACGACGCCUCACAAGAACUUGACAGACCUGUCACACUGGUGGCGGCGCCCAUGGACGCGGCCGCAUUGUGA
This is a messenger RNA of Gaeumannomyces tritici R3-111a-1, 249 nucleotides long. RefSeq lists its product as hypothetical. The transcript is spliced from 3 exons. NCBI's taxonomy places the organism in Eukaryota, Fungi, Ascomycota, Sordariomycetes, Magnaporthales, Magnaporthaceae. The coding region runs from base 1 to 249 and encodes 82 amino acids. The record is from RefSeq and is a predicted model, not a curated record.